This is a messenger RNA of Oryzias latipes (Japanese medaka), 6358 nucleotides long. RefSeq names its product Cbl proto-oncogene (gene cbl). Gene Ontology annotation, molecular function: receptor tyrosine kinase binding; phosphotyrosine residue binding; SH3 domain binding. NCBI's taxonomy places the organism in Eukaryota, Metazoa, Chordata, Actinopteri, Beloniformes, Adrianichthyidae. Gene Ontology annotation, cellular component: membrane raft; plasma membrane. The record is from RefSeq and is a predicted model, not a curated record. Gene Ontology annotation, biological process: negative regulation of epidermal growth factor-activated receptor activity; cell surface receptor signaling pathway.
CCUGGUCAGUGUAGGAGUUAGUUUUGUGAAGUCAGUGUGUCUUCUACAACAAAAGCAGCCUCCUGAUGUUGUGUAAAUGCAGCCCAGACGACAGAGUGUCUUCAGGAACGGUCAGAUGGUAGGCGUGAAUGGAGGGGGGAAAGGGGGUGAACGGAAGGGGACGUACAGGAAAGGCUAAGGCCGCAUCUACACGUCACAUGGCCAGCAGAAAAGACUGGGCAAUGUUUAAUACCAACAAUUAUUUGUUCACCCUUGUUCCCGUUUUGAGUCGCGAAACUGUCGCAGUUUCAAGUGUAACUUCCUCCUCCCUGAGGGGUGUUUGUCGUCAGUCUCUCAGCCCGCAGAGCGAGGCUGACACACAGCCCGUGAACUUCCCGUCAAGACGCGGCACAAGCGAAAAGAGCUGCUGCUCGCAAAAAAGAGGAACGACAUCGGCAGUAGUCAAAAGUAAAAGGUGCGCACGAGUCGAAAACAAGAACCUCUGGACGGGGAAAGAGCGCUACAGCCUUCUAACGGCGGGGACGAGCCUUGUACUCGGCUAAUUAGCCUGCAUUGGUCCCUGCAGAAAGGGGCAGAAGGAGCGCGAGGCUGCUAGCUGGAGAGCGCGAGGCUGCUGGUGUGUGAGUGUCCGCCGCGACUGUUUCACCCACAAUCUGGACACUGUACUAUCAGGGCAAACCGGUGCUAAUUUUCGCAAUGGGAGCCUUCAUUGGGUAGUCCCCCUCCCUCCCCGUUUUACCCCCUUCGGACCCUGGCUAGGAUACGCCAUUCGGGCGCUGUAGGGGGGUACGAGAUCACCGUCGCCGGGUCGCUCUAACUCUCCAGGCGGCGGUUCGGUCUUCCGGACCCCUUCCCUGCUUCGCCCAUACGCCUGGCGUUCUGGUCGACCCCCCCCAGCCGAGCCCGAACAUGGCAGGGAACCUGAAAAAAGGUGUAGGGAUUAUCGGAAUGAUGAAGGAUGCCUUCCAGCCACACCAUCACCAUCUCCACUCCCAUCACCAGCCGGGGGCCGUUGACAAGAAGACGGUGGAGAAAUGCUGGAAACUGAUGGACAAGGUGGUGCGGUUGUGCCAAAACCCCAAAUUGGCUCUGAAGAACAGCCCCCCUUACAUCCUGGACUUGCUGCCAGACACCUACCAGCACCUGCGUACCAUCCUGUCACGCUACGACGGCAAAAUGGAGACACUAGGGGACAAUGAGUACUUCCGGGUCUUCGUGGAGAACCUGACUAAGAAGACCAAGCAGACCAUCAGCUUGUUUAAAGAAGGCAAGGAGCGAAUGUAUGAGGAAAAUUCUCAACCCAGGCGAAAUCUCACCAAACUGUCGCUGAUUUUCAGUCACAUGCUGGCUGAGCUGAAGGCCAUCUUCCCCAAUGGCCUGUUUCAGGGGGACAACUUCCGCAUUACUAAAGCAGAUGCAGCAGAGUUCUGGAGACGCGCUUUUGGGGACAAAACCAUUGUGCCUUGGAAGGUUUUCCGCCAGUCUCUCCACGAGUUCCAUCCCAUCAGCUCUGGGUUGGAGGCGAUGGCCCUCAAGUCCACCAUAGACCUCACCUGCAACGACUACAUCUCCGUGUUUGAGUUUGACAUCUUCACCAGAUUAUUCCAGCCCUGGUCAUCAUUGCUGCGGAACUGGAACAGCUUGGCAGUAACUCACCCGGGGUACAUGGCUUUCCUCACCUACGAUGAGGUCAAAGCUCGGCUUCAAAAGUUUAUCCACAAGCCCGGCAGUUACAUCUUCCGGCUGAGCUGUACACGGCUGGGCCAGUGGGCUAUCGGUUAUGUGACGGCAGACGGAAACAUUCUUCAGACCAUUCCCCAUAACAAACCCCUCUUCCAGGCACUCAUCGAUGGUUUUAGGGAAGGAUUCUACUUAUUCCCUGAUGGCCGAACCCAAAACCCCGACCUGACGGGGCUGUGCGAGCCAUCGCCUCAAGACCACAUCAAAGUCACGCAGGAGCAAUAUGAGCUGUACUGUGAGAUGGGCUCCACUUUCCAGCUUUGUAAGAUCUGUGCGGAGAAUGACAAGGACGUGAAGAUUGAACCAUGUGGCCAUCUCAUGUGCACCUCCUGUCUCACUGCCUGGCAGGAGUCGGAGGGUCAGGGCACGGGAUGUCCCUUCUGCCGCUGUGAGAUUAAAGGUACGGAGCCCAUCGUUGUCGACCCUUUUGACCCCAAGGACAACAGCAGAGGCUCUUGUCGAGGCACACUGGGAGCCGAGGGUGCACCUUCACCCUGCUACGACGACGAUGACGACGACAGACUUGAAGACCCCCACCUUAUGAUGAAAGAACUCUCCUCUUCAAAGGUGGAACGGCCCCCAUCACCCAUGUCCUCAGCUCCACAGGCCUCUCUUCCUCCAGUGCCUCCCAGACUCGAUCUGUUACCACACAGACCUCCGAGCACCCCUGGUGCUUCCAGUCCAGGGGCCACCAGUAAGGCAGCUACUCACCACAAAGACAAGCCUCUUCCUCUGCCCCCUUCACUGCGGGAGCUUCCUCCUCCUCCUCCUGACCGACCCCACACAGUCGGGGCGGCCCCCGAGGGCCGACUUCAGAGACGGCCUCUACCCUCCACUCCAGUGGAACCCCUUCGAGAUAAGCUCCCUCCUACGCCCCCAAACCGUCCUCUCUCUGACUGGAACUCCAGGCCCGUUCCCAAAGCCCCCAUCUCAUCUUCAUCAUCGUCUUCGUCUUCCUCCUCUUCAUCCACUCAAGUGUCAAGUUUAGGGGGAGACGUCCGAUCGGGGCUCAGGGAUCUGUCCAACAGACACUCCCUGCCCCUGGCGCUGCCUUCUGCUCUGGACAACCACGCCGAGUCCCAGACCAACAACAGCUCCAACAGUCUGGACCACCAACUGAGUUUUGGCUCAGUCAGUAGUCCAGAUUAUGACAGCCCUAAAGUGAAACCCUCAGCCUCGGCCAAUGCAAUCUAUGCACUGGCAAACAGACCGUCUUCGCUCUUCAGGCCAGUGACGGGAGAUGACGCCCAUGACAGCGAAGAAGACUCAGAAUACAUGAUCCCCUCUUCUCGACCCGUCACUGCUCCCCCUCCAGCAGAAAUCCCACCUGUCCCUAGGUCGCUGGCAACGCCCCAAGCACAGAUACAAGCAUCUAGUUCAAACUCAAGGUCAACACUGGCUGACCCAGAUGAGGCACCUUUUAUGCAUGAAGCCAUGUUCCACAUGCAGUCCAGGUCACAACAAGCCACAGACUCAGAUUAUUCCGAUUUGCCACCUUUAGCAGUGGCGAACGGUCCCAGAGAACAUGCAGCUGAAGACGGAGAAGAAGCUGACAACGAUUAUGACCUCCCAAAGCCCCGACUGCCGCAGCCCCCCGCUCGAAGAACCCUUUCAGAAAUCGGCGGAUCUUCGUCCUCCUCCUCGUCAUCGUCGUCCAGCUCAUUCUCUACCGUUGCUUUCAGCCGUCUUUCUCUGGAUUCAGAUGCUGGAGCUGCAGCUUCUUUGUCAGAGCCUCUGGAAGCGCCAGAAAGACCUCCAAAGCCUCUCCCCAGACGGAUCAACUCGGAGCGCCGGCCCAGCCCCGUCCCCCCAGUCCCCCCGCUUUGCGGAGCGACCGGAGGAGACGCCAGCCCUCAGAUCAGCAGUGAGAUCGAGCACCUCAUGAGUCAGGGAUACUCGUACCAGGACAUCCAGAAAGCACUGAUGAUUGCACAAAACAAUGUAGAAAUGGCCAAGAAUAUUCUACGCGAGUUUGUCUCCGUUCCCUCCACCACUCAUAUUCUCACAUAGCACAUUGUUGCACCUCUGUUGGCUCUUUCGCCCUGGCUUGGCCCAGCUUGGUUUGGUUCGUGUCGGCUUAGGCCAGCUGAAAGCCCCCUUGGUGGAGCGCUGCCUCCCGCGUCGUCUUACGCCUUUCGCCCCUGUGGAUUUAACUGGCUGUUUCUCCAGGCUUACAGCAUCUCUGGGAUUCUGCGCCCUGCACUCCAAGCGCUUUGAACAGGCCUUCGUUUUUUGUUUUUUUUUUGUUUUUUUUUUUUUUUUCUCCCGGCCUCAUUGGCUGCAUCAGCAUCUCCCCAGGAAUGAGACGCGGAGCUGCCAGAACCUGUCAUAGGAAUGCUGGGAAGACGGAUGCUUUGGUGUUUGAAAAAUGUUACCAACACCUCAUGAAUCAAACUAAAAGUGUGUAUCUAUAUGAAAAAUUUAAUAUAUGAGUGAAAAUAUAUUAAAUGUGUGUAAUAUAUACAGUACGUGCAUAUACGACAUGUGAAAAAAACUUGGAGGGUUGCAGUUGGUACAAACUACAUGGGCAGACAGGAAACCCUAAAGAGGAAGGGUUGGCCCUCUCUGUCCCAUGAGAAGGGGGCGUGUCUUGCCCCCCCAGUUGUGUUGGUCAGCAGGUUAAAACACAGCAGAUUAUUAUUAUUUUCUUCAGUCUGAUACGGCCCGUCUUGGUUCAUGUUGCUUUGGUACGCUUGGUGUCUUUGUUGUGUUUUUUUUUUUUUUUUUUUUUUAACCCAAAGUAGCAUGACAUCGGUGUCAGAUCUGGCCUUUGUGCUGGCAGAUUCUGUAUUAAAUGUGUGUGAGUGUGAGCAUGUCACAACCAGACAGACUUCUCAUGGCCUGAACACCCACCCCCCACCCCCAACAAACGUCUGUACAAAGUGAAUGUGGAAACACAGCCGGUGUGCUCGGACUUGCCCUCUUUGAACGUACUACUGCUCUAAGUGACACGGUGCGGCUCUGCUGCAGCUGUGAGAUGAUGAAAGGACGUGGUAACGUCAACGGCCCUGGCGGCGGCAGCAGCGGCAGACCGAUUAGAUGGUGCGUAACCCACGGCGACGGCAAUGUUUUAGUCUUUCUUUAACCUCACUGACUGGCUCAGGCUCCUUGUCUCCAGCUCAAGUCUGUUGUUACGAAACAAAAAGGUCAUUUCCUUUGACAUAUUGUACCAUGAUCAUAAAUAUUACGAUUUUUAUUUUUGUCAGAAGUGCUUCACUGCUGCUACUAUUAGUGCUAAACGACAAAGCCUUAAAUGUACAUUUGUGAAUAAUGUUUCUUUACAGUGACAGUAUCUUUUUGUUUUUUCCAGUUCAUAAUGUAGCAUACUUGAAAAUGAAAGCAGCUUGGGAGGCCGCAGUUCCCUCAAGUUGUCGACUUGUCAGUGUUUUUGUUUUUUUUAAGUAUAUCUCUGUAUAAACUCUGUAAAGUAACUUUGUCUCGUCCCUCUGUGGCGCCGGUGCUUGCUGCUCUUAAAAGGCGGCGACUGCUGCGACCCGUCGAGACGUGAGUUUGGGGGGCCUGCUGGCCCCGCCCACAAGCCUACGUUAAAAAUCAGUGUUUGGGCCGACUGUAAGAACUCAGGAAUACUGCUUGUCUAAAAAGGUGGUGUAGGACGAAGCUGUCAGAAAAGCCGGAAUUUCGGCAGCAGCUCAUGAAGCCAGAAGUUACCCGCUUGAUGAAGUCACACAAGUAGCCUAAAACGUUUUCCUCGUCCCUCUGCAACUUGCACAUUUGUCUGUAUUCUUUCCAGUGCUGGAUGGCAGGAUGGAAAAGGUACUAAUGAUUGAAAAAAGACACUCAUACAAGCAGCUUUUUGGUACAUGAGCUUGAACCUGUCCCUGCUUAGGAAGAAUGUGUGCGAGUUAUGUUAACUGCUAAGCAGUCCCAGUGUCUUGUGGGUAAUGCUGUCUGUUGACUGGAUACUGUCUACGCUGACUUGCCAUCUUUUCUGCUUCUUCUUCUGUUAGUUGCCUUGAAAAAAAGAACUUCUUGAACGAGGGGGGCUUGGAUACUGUACCAAGGUUUUUUUUGUUUUUUAUGAAUAAAAAGCACCGUGUAUUAAGAAGUUUAGUUUUUGCACAGUAUAAACCAUUUUGUGCUUUGAUACUGUCACUCUAAAGAAAAGAAACAUGUUUGAAAUUUAAAAAGAAGAAAAAGUUUUUGUUUGUUUGUUUUUUUCAUUUUGCAUUCCUGUAUGUUUUGUUUACUGAUGUGACUGAUCCCUUCAGCGGUGCCAUAUGUUUCGAGGCCGUCACCAUGUUCUGGGCGGGGUCUGGCUUUAACGGCGUUUUCCCGUGGAUCUGUGCGGGCACGGUUGUGCGGUAACGCUCCCAUUGACCUGUCCUUUGCGUGAUCUGUGAGCGCUCAGCGGGGACCGUCCUUUUGCUCGCUCAUCGCAGACCAGCACCCAGGCAAAGGUGCUUCUUCCUGCUUGGCCCCCCAACUUUUUUUUCUUCUUUUUUUUUUUUUUUACUGCCAGCCCAACUACCAGUGUACUAAGAUUCACCAGGAGAGGGAGCCAUUGUAUCACAUUGCUUCUCUUCAGUAGGACCUUUUUAAGUUCAUAUCAGUUUGAAAGUCUGCACAUUGCUGUUAAUAAAAUAUGCGAGUAAAAGCA